Messenger RNA from Porites lobata, 3319 nucleotides. The record is from the annotation of a GenBank genome assembly. Lineage: Eukaryota; Metazoa; Cnidaria; Anthozoa; Scleractinia; Poritidae.
GGACUCUUUGAUCGAGCUUGUUCCAGCGAGGAAGUGAAUCUAUUAAUACACGAUGAGCUGCAGCCAGAUGAAGGAUUUCACGGUCUUUAUGACGAAGCUAUUGAUUCCUUGGAAAAAAAGUUACGAAAAGUCUUGCCGAAUACAUUCUACGGGAUUCAUAGCUUCAUCGAGGUUAGUGGUGAAACAGCUCUCCAACCCCAAAUUGAGAAAGACGCCGGGAUUAUAGUAUCGUUGUAGAAGUCGUUAAGUUUCAAUACUACGCCUAGAUAUUUGGUUUCCUAGCCCAGAAGAUACUGGAAAAAAGAAAUGAACCUAGUAUAUGGCCUCGCUCACCAUGAGUUCUCCGUAGCUCAAGUGGAUAGAGCGCCCGCCCGGUGUUUGGGAGGUCACAGGUUCCGCGAAUCCUGUCGGGAACUCAGAUUUUUUCUUUGUCCUACACUCGUGCCAUGUUGAUCAUGUCAUUUUCACAAGAUACUGGACGUCUUUAAAAAGGGUCUGGCACACGAAAACCAGCCAGCAGAAUUAUUCUUAAAAAUACUAAAGGUGAUAGUUUUUAAUAGAGAGAAAGGUACAAAGAAUUAGACCUUUUUACCGAUACGGCGGCCAUAUUAAAUUAAUUCGAUUUAAGAAGUAUUAUGGGAUGUCCAGGGGGCAUGAGCACAUUUCGUUUGUAUUUUCGAGCGCUUUUCGGGAUAUGUUUUCUUAAAGUUUUCUUAGAAUAAGAUUGUACUGGAAAAAAAAGAUCCUUGUGCUGUGUUUUGAUGUAAUAAUGAUCGCCUUUUUCCCGAGAAAUAUACAGUGAAAGACCUUAUUUCUAAGACUAAACUAGAAAAAGGAGAUCAUUAUUACAUCCAAACACGGCACAAGGAUCUUUUUUCCCAUAACAAUCUUAUUCUAAGAAAACUUUAAGAAAAAAUGUCCCGAAGAGCGCUCGAAAAUACAAACGAAAUGUGCUCAUACCCUCUGGGCAUCCUAUAAUACUCCUUAAAUCGAAUUAAUUCAAUAUGGCCGCCGUAUCGGUAAAAAAGUCCAUUGAAACGCGGGUAAAUGAAUGCUAUCCUCAAUGCCAAUCGCUGAUUUUGCCUCUAAGAAAUACGUUUAGCGAUUCCGAUACUUUUGCCCUGAGUGCUGAUCGAGAGAGGUUUCUGCAACUAGGGUCACGCCUCUUGGUAAAUAUAAACUAUAUAUAUAUUUAACAAUUAUCCCACGAGUGCGCGUUGGAUAUGAGUUGGCUAUAAUCAUCUCAUAUCCAACAAGCGCAAGUGGAAUAAUUGUUUUAUUAAAAACGCCCACAAAAUAUCGAGAAUUCUUCCCGACUUUAUUUCUAAAAACCAACGGAUUUUCAGCUUGUUUUUAAUUUUGAGCAGGUGCUUACAUUCACCACAUUUGGAGAGCAUGGUAUAAUGGCUCAUAUACCAUGAUGGCUAAGCCAAUCAGAGCUCUAGAAUUGCAUUAUCCAAUGAUUUAGUUUUUAAUAAAUAUAUAUAUAUCUACCAAGAAAGUGGUAAAAAUGCUAUGACUAGACUCUACAUACCUGCCUUAUAUUUGUAGGCUGGAUCUAUUGCAAAGGGCACUGCAUUAAAAAACGACUCCGACCUAAACUGCGUGAUGAUCACGAAGAACAUUAAAGACGCUUCCCAGUUAAAAGCAAAACUACCCGACGUCCUGCGUGACCUAAAGAAACGUUUGGGGAGCAGUAUGGGGGUCAGAUGGAAACUAACUUUAAAAGAGAAAACGCCGUUUUCGUUGGUGUUUAACAUGUCACGUCAUUCCAACCCUAAAGACACUAUUACGGUUGCUGUCUUGCCAACAUUUGAGGCAAACGUAGAAGGUAACAAUGGUAUGUACUUAUUUAAUUUGGUGUAACAUCUUGAAUUUCUUAAAAUUUUGUUUCCCCUAAAUAUCUUCAAUGAGCUUAGUAAUGUGCUCAAAGCCCUUUUAGAUAAAGACCUGAACUCAUGGUCGCUCCAAGUAAAAUUUCGGAAAAAUGAGAAUAUCUCCUCAUCAGGGUCUCUCGUUCCUACAAGAUGGCGACCGUGUUUGGCCUGAGUCCAUUUGGCUUUUUAUUUGCUGGCGUAUUUUUGCUGUCUCACCUCGUUUUUUUUUUGCCUUUUUGCCCCCACUACAGAGCCUGGUUCCAGGCUACGACCGUGUCAAAUUCGCCAACCUUGGGACUUACAUACACUCAAAUGCCUACCCGGGGUACAGCUUCCAAAAUCAAUUUCUAUGGGUGGACGGCACGUCCUCAUAAUAGCCACAAUAAUAGCGAUAACGGCUAGAAACCCGGUCUGUUUUAAUUAGUCUCUACCGGUGUCGUGAUUAUGUCUUUCAAAUUUCAUUGUGUCAGUUCACUUAGUAUUCCCCAACACUGGGAAGUGCAACAGACAUACAAAAUCUUGAGAAAAACGAUUCAUCCGCUUUUUGUAAAAAUAUUUUUAUGACGUUAAGUCUGAGAAGAAAUUAAAUAUUCUUUGUCUUAAAAGGAGAAAAGUUUUACAAAGAAAUGCUUAGCGAUACUAAAGAGAACUGGCCUUACUACUCUGCUGCGCUUGUGAAGAUACAAAGGGACUUCGUCAAAAAACGGCCCGCAAGCGUAAAAGACCUGAUUCGAAUGGUGAAGUACUGGCGCAAGACGUAUAUUCCACAGAGUGGUAGUAAGCAUGUCCCGCCCUCCUAUCUGCUGGAGCUUCUCACAAUACAGGCUUGGGAAAAUGCAAAUCCUCUGAAUCCUCCAGAGAGCUUUGACAUGAAGAUUGGUUUUAAAGCUGUUAUGGAGGUUCUAAAGAAUCACGAAAGUCUUCGUGUUUCUUGGGAAGAUUACUACAGAAGGGAUUUGAUUCCAAACAGGUAGAUUCACGGAGAGUUUAAAAUUGUUUUUACUACUAUAGGAAUAAGAGAGCCGCUUUUUACAUUCUCGACGACAUAGGCGUCUCGGAUGUCGUUAAACCGGCAUAAAAUUUCUACAAACCUCCCUUUACUUUCCCCUCCCUCUCAUGCAUUGGGUCUUACAUGUAUUUUCAUAAUCCUUUUACUUUAUAUACAAGUAAUGGCUCUCAUGGCAAGACAUUCGUAACACGUUGUUGAUUUUAAAAAUAUAGCAAUUGCGCAAACUUUCUUUCACUAUAGAAUUUUAUUCAUGGUAUAUUUUCUUUUUUGGCAUUUCAGUCUUCUGAAGAAGGCAUAUAUCAUUGAUCCUGCCAGCCCAAUCAACAACCUGUACGCCCGUGUUAACUGCUGGGAUGAGGUGCAAAAGGUUGCAGAAGAAACCAUGCGGAAACCCCUUCUCAGAGAUGUACGGGUUACUUUUAACUGGGGGUGA